Mesocestoides corti is the source of this 795-nucleotide messenger RNA. NCBI's taxonomy places the organism in Eukaryota, Metazoa, Platyhelminthes, Cestoda, Cyclophyllidea, Mesocestoididae. The record is from the annotation of a GenBank genome assembly.
AUGCCUUCCAGACUCCAACUGAAUAAUGUGGAGCUAUUCUGGAAGAUUGCAAAUGUAACCACAAAUGAAGACCUCGCAGACGUCUGCGUGGCGGUGAUUGCUGACCACUUUGCAACAUUGGCCCGUCGCACAAAGUUUAUUCGCGCAUGUGAGCCAGAAUAUCUAGCAACCAUUCUUCGAGACGAACGGCUCGACGAUGUGCCGGAAAAGCUAAAAUUGGACCUCCUUUUGGCAUGGCUAGUCACAGGCUCCCAAAAGAAGAACCCCGCCUUACAAGCCAGCUUCUUCGAAAACCUCAUCUCAAUUAUUGACCUAAAGCAAAUACCGAAGACUUUCAUGGAAGGCCUUCUAAAGAAUAAUACGGCCAAGUUGUCGGAGGAGUGCAGUCACCUAGAAAUUGGCAGUUUUGCAAGCGUCAGGAUUGAUGACAAUCGAAAUCUUGUCGUAACGAUGUUUUCAGGACUAAAUCCAUACAGAAAAAUUAACUUCAGCAAUAAUUUGCUGUAUUUAUCCAAAUAUGUCGCUUUCGAUGGUAGCAUUUAUUUUAUUGGUGGCCGGAGGAAGCAGAACACGACGGUUAGCAGUGUUGUCAGAGUCGACCUCACGAAUAAUCACGCCUCUGAGGUGCACGACAUGCGGACUCCACGAUUCGGUCACUGUGUUGCUGCAAAUGACCAACGAAUUCUCGUCUUUGGUGGGAUUGGCAAGAAGGACAAGUGCUUGUCAUCGUGUGAAAAAUACAAUCCACUUAAAAACAAGCAAGUGUCUCGUGUUAUUGCAAAUAUUUUCGUCUGA